Molecule: messenger RNA, 1488 nt
Organism: Drosophila sulfurigaster albostrigata
Lineage: Eukaryota; Metazoa; Arthropoda; Insecta; Diptera; Drosophilidae
Product: retinol dehydrogenase 13-like
Exons: 5
Coding region: 175-1152 (325 amino acids)
Source: RefSeq, a predicted model, not a curated record
AAUCAGUACACAAUACUCAGUCGACUUAUCAGUUCGUUAUUGGGCGUUCCACUGGCAAUUGUUUGGUCAUCGUGAUUUCACCAAUUACUAUUUGCGUGACUCUAAACAUAAUUAGCACCGUUGUAUUUAUACAAGUCGUAUUUAUAUAACGUAAUAAAGUGCAACUUAUCCAAAAUGUGCACCUUUAUCAACUGUUUGUUAUCUCCUUGUGUUCUAUGGCCUGCACUUGGUGCCGCUGCAAUUUAUUUCCUAAGGCAAUACAUGCAAGGCGGACAAUUCGAAAAGCAAACCGAUGAAACGGGAAAAGUUGUAAUUGUAACCGGUUCGAAUACGGGAAUCGGAAAAGAAACGGUCUUGGAACUGGCACGUCGAGGAGCCACUGUUUAUAUGGCUUGCAGGGAUAAGAAGAGAACGGAUCAAGCUCGAUUGGAAAUAAUCAGGGAAACCAACAACCAGAACAUUUUCUUCCGUGAACUCGACUUGGCUUCUCUGGAUUCCGUUCGCAAAUUUGUCACGGGUUUCAAGGGCGAACAGGACAAACUACACAUUCUCAUCAACAAUGCGGGUGUGAUGCGUUGUCCCCGAAUGCUUACCAAAGAUGGCUUCGAAAUGCAGCUGGGUGUCAACCACAUUGGUCACUUCCUCCUGACAAACUUAUUGCUCGAUGUGCUGAAGAAAUCGGCACCCAGUCGAAUUGUCAAUGUGUCCAGUUUGGCUCACAAUCAUGGCACAAUUAAUAUUAAUGACUUAAACAGCGAGAAAUCCUAUGAUGAAGGAAAAGCUUACUGCCAGAGCAAGUUGGCAAACAUAUUUUUCACUCGCGAGUUGGCCAAACGCUUGGAAGGAACAGGCGUGACUGUCAACGCUAUCCAUCCAGGUGUGGUCAAUACUGAGCUUGGCAGACACAUGAAGAUCCUCAAAAACUUUUUCGGACGCUUGGUUAUAACAUGUUUGCUGUGGCCAAUACUGAAGACACCUAAAAGUGGCGCCCAAACUACUUUGUAUGCCGCUCUCGAUCCCGAAUUGAACGGAGUAACUGGGCUGUACUUUAGCGAUUGCAAACCGAAGAAAGUGGCGCCCGCUGCCUUUGAUGAAGAGACUGGAAAGCUCCUUUGGGAGGAGAGCGAGAAGUGGACCCGUACCAAAUAUUAGAUUAAGAACUUAACUUAAAUAAUGCAUAUAAUCUUAGAAAUACGCAUAUAUUGUACAAAACUUUACUGUUCUCCAAAAAUAUACGCACCGCAAAGAUACUUAAUUGUAGAUUACUCUUUUCGCUGUGAGAAUGCUGAUUGUGCUGAUUUAUCAUCAUGACGUCGAACUUUAGUUGUACAAGUGCAUUUGAAAUUGGUUAUAAGGCUCGAAGUGUUUCUUUAUUGCCACAGUUUAUGACGACAACUCGACCAGCACAAACAUGUGUUCCAUUGAUUGCUUAUUGAGUCCAUUAAUUGUUUGGCCCGUAAUGCUAGCCCUUGGACUUUACUUUUUGAG